ACUGGUUGGUAAACAAAAUAUAUCCACUAAAGUCUAAAACAGGUAUAUUUUUACGUUAAAAACCGCAGCACUAUAUUUAAUUGCAUUUAAACAACGAUAGUUUCAAGUGUCGUUAAUGAUAAUUGAUUAUGACGUUAUAUUAAUUACUCAAUGUCAUGUCGGCGAGACAAGUCAAGAGUCAAUUGUUAUAAUUAAUUUCUGUUACGGUUUUUCUUCUGCACCGGUCCACGUGCCCCCUCGGUCAUUAACUAGACAGCCGACGGCGAACCACCACGAACAACACCUUUCGCAGACAAUGAUUCGACCUGCAACAAUGGUGUUAGCCGUGCUGUCGUUCCUAAGCUUUGCGACGUCCACGGUCGCUGCAGGUAUGACGUCGUUAGCCGACGCGGUUUCAAUGUCGGUGGUUGCUGCCCAAAACAACGGCGGCGGCGGGUACACUGCCGAGUUGUUCGACUGUCUGGCGAACGUGACGCGAACGUACUUUGACCGGCGGACCGUUUAUAUGUACUUCCGACGGUCAGGAACAGUGGAGUAUGCAGCCGCGGUAGAUGCAUUCGCCAUGGCCGUGCAAAGCCCCAAAGUGAUCGUGCCAUAUUCGUCGUUUACUGCGGACGUCCCCCUGCAGCAGCAGACGAGGGGCAAGGUCUUCGCGUUCCUGGCCGAGGACAUGCUGUACACGCAACUUCUGAACGCAACCCAGCGGAGCCACUUCGUGGCAGUGUGGACAAGGCAGAUGCCCAUGAACAAUAUCCGGCGCACAUUCCGACACUUUUGGGACGCGGGCAAGCAUGUAAACGUGGUCGGGCUGGUUCGGAUGGACGGCGGUGGCGUGAACGCGUAUACUUAUCGGCCGUUCUCCAGCUACGGAUGCAACAAGCUGGGGCGACCGUUCCUACUGGACCGGUGGGUGGACGGGCGAUUCGGGGUGGGCGCUGACCUGUUCUCCAGCAAGCCGAAGACCGGUAACAUGCUCGGCUGUCCGCUCCGGUGCGCCGGAAAUGAACACCCACCCGACACGGUAUUGAGGCCGGGCGAUGGCACUGCACAACGGCCGCAGUGGACCACAUCCGGCGUCGGUGGCAAGGUGCUAGAGAUCGUAGCCAGACAUAUGAACUUCACGCCGGUCAUCAUGUCACCGAAGGGUGGUGUGUCCGAGAUGUUCAGUUGGUACAACAGCGCUGAAGUUCUAGAGAACAUAACGGCCAUGCUGUACGCAGAGGAGGCCGACUUGGCGUUCGGCUGGUACUCGUAUGCCACGCACAAUAGUGCGUACAACACGGAACUUGCUCGAACCACGAGUAUCGACUGUCUUGGGUGGGCUGUUCCGUACCGGGCGGGUCCGCCACCGCAGUCUUGGACCAAUUACGUUUACGAGUUUGACAAAAUCGGAUGGUUGUUCAUCGGCUCGAUGUUCGUAGUCGUUGUCGGUGUGUUCCAUUUCUUCCGAAAGCUGAAAAAGCUGCACCGUGUGGACUCUGUGGUAUUUUUCGUGUACCACACAGCCAUCGACCAGCCACUGGGCGUGCUGCCUGUCUGGUGUAGCCUCCGGGCGUUCAUGGUGCACUGGCUCUGGUAUUGCAUGGUCAUCAACGUGGCGUACAAAGCGUCGCUGGGUAGCUUCAUGACGGUGCCCGCGCACGGUGCAGAGUUCACUCGGAUGGACGAGAUCCUGAACUCGGCACUGAUCACGAUGGCCACGCCGCGGUCGAUGCACAUUAUGAACGCGACUACGGCCACCACGCGAAUAUCGCGGACGUUCAUGAAGCGGCUCCAGCUGUUGCCGCCUACCAACUUCGAGCUGGUCAUCGACCGACUGGUGGUGAAGCGUGACAUCGCUCUGUUUGAGGUCAAGCGGUUCAUGUACUACUACUCCAUACCACAGGCUAAGCGCAUCAAAGUCAAGAUACCCAUACGGUUCCUGCCUGGCUGUCUGUUGCGUACGCACACCACGCAGUUCAUGUUCAACGGUGGCUCAUACCUCAUCGAGCCGGUCAACGCCGUGCUUAGCACGCUAUUCGAGACCGGCAUCGUCGACCACUGGAUCACGCACUUGGGCUCCAACAAGGUGCUACCGCUGGAGAAGAUCCGCGGCCGGGUACUUAAGCUAGUCCGGCUCAAGGAAGCGUUCCUGUUCCUGUUUUUUAGCUAUGCUGUCGCGUUCGUCGUGCUCGUCGUCGAGAUCUGUUGGUCCACAAGACUACAUCGCCGAAUGUGGCGGAUCGUCCUGCAGCGACAACGUCUGGAUCGAUCCUCCACGAUGGCUACAAGUAGUAAUAGUACUGGCAAUAAAAGUGGCCGCAGAUCCUCUAACAGUAACACCGUGUUUCCGUUCGUCCACUGAUAUUAUGAUUUCGCCAUUGAUCAUCACAUUUUGGCAUAACAGCCAGCUUAAUAUGAUCUAAUUGUAAAACUAUAAAAUUCACUCUAAAUCAAAUAUAUCGUUACUCGUUCUAUACUAACCAUUCUUAUAUAUAGGUAGUAUAUACAUCUUUGUGAUGUGUUACUCAAAUUUCAAUUUGACACGUAUAUUAAAUUUAGAAGUAAAGCAAUCAAAUCAAAAAAAUAAAAUAGUUAAAAAGAAGCGUUUAGAAGAGAUGUCUGAGCUUGAACAAAUUAAAAUAGGACUGUUUGAUUUCAUUAAAUCUUUAAGUUUUACAUUUUGCCAACCCCAACCCAAUAGUCAACUAAAAAAAAUUAAAAAUUACGACAAACCCGAUAUUUGGAGAAAAUUAUAAAUAAAACAAAAAAAAAAACAUUUUUAGGGCACGAUUUUGUCAAACUCCCCGCCGUGUCUCCAGAGUAAUGCUAAUACCAGGAUAUGUAGUAAAUUAUUAUGGCCGCAAUUCGUAUGUCCCUCUCAUAAGCCCGGGCCGCAACUAGUACUUGAUUUAGGGAUUGGACUUAAACUCACAAACAGCGUGGGUGAAUCAUUAGUUUUCUUUUUAAUAUUGUAAAUUGAUUAGUAGAUGCAUUGCCCACAACUAUUAAAUUAUUUAUACUAAAACUUUUGGUAAUAAUACUAUUCCGAUUUCCGGCUAUCAAUAAAGUCAUGAUAAAAAUCGAGAAAUUGGUCAGGUUUGAUAUUUUUUGGGUGAUAUUUAUACGUUUUCUCCGAUUACCAAGUAGGAUGAUCUGGGAUGAAUUAGGGAGAGUAGGAAAUGUAAAUAUGAGUAGAUAAUAUGAAGAAAGGGGUGAAAUGCAUUUAUUUUUAUUACCAAAUGCGCAAUGUAUAAAAUAUGCGAGCCCGAACAAUCCAACUCCGUCAUCGUUUUCCGCGGUUUGUUAAUAUGUACUUAUUUUGCCUAAACUAUACGCCGUAUAACACCUUAGGUUUGUACGAAGUCAUUCAACAAUGUAUUAUUAAUAUUUAUAUUAAUUUAUGUACACUUCAUUUCUAUUAGUAUUUACACUGAUUUUUCGUACUCUAUAUUCUAAAUAUAGGUAUUUUACAAUAAUUGUAUAAUUAUUAUACAUUUUACUUAGUUUUUGAUUAUAAUAAUACACUACAAUAUAAAUUGGUUGUCGUCAAUUAUCAAGACUCACAAU
Acyrthosiphon pisum (pea aphid) is the source of this 3549-nucleotide messenger RNA. RefSeq names its product Ionotropic receptor 7e. The transcript is spliced from 2 exons. Bases 116 to 2344 code for a protein of 742 amino acids. Lineage: Eukaryota; Metazoa; Arthropoda; Insecta; Hemiptera; Aphididae. The record is from RefSeq and is a predicted model, not a curated record.